Molecule: messenger RNA, 2099 nt
Organism: Dalotia coriaria
Lineage: Eukaryota; Metazoa; Arthropoda; Insecta; Coleoptera; Staphylinidae
Gene: AMPKalpha
Product: AMP-activated protein kinase alpha subunit
Exons: 3
Coding region: 260-1849 (529 amino acids)
Biological process (GO): intracellular signal transduction; protein phosphorylation
Cellular component (GO): cytoplasm
Molecular function (GO): ATP binding; protein serine/threonine kinase activity
Source: RefSeq, a predicted model, not a curated record
GUACAAUCAGGUGAUAAACUGACAAGUGACAUUAGAUGACAUUUAUGUCCACCAGCUGCUCGAUUCCACCUAAAAUAAAACGUAUUUCCUUGCUCCAUCAAAACCUACCAGUCGAUCCACAUCAAUUCUAAAGUACUUCUACGUCGUCCACGUCCACCCAUCGCCUCCAAUGUGCAUCAAUAGCUGUUUGCUCAGCAUAAAUUACAUAAGUGUCGGGUAACUACAUCCAAACAAAACCAAACCUAAUCAACAACAUAAAAUGGAGAAGCCAGAGGGACAAGACAUCCAACCGCUGGUGAAGAUCGGCCACUACACCUUGGGCAAAACCCUCGGUGUAGGAACAUUCGGCAAGGUAAAAAUCGGCGAGCAUCAGCUCACAAAGCACAAAGUCGCGGUGAAAAUCCUCAACCGUCAACGCAUCAAGAGUCUUGAUGUCGUGGGCAAAAUUCGUCGCGAAAUUCAGAAUCUGAAACUGUUUCGACAUCCGCACAUUAUUAAACUCUACCAGGUCAUCAGUACUCCUACUGACAUCUUCAUGAUCAUGGAGUAUGUGUCAGGAGGAGAAUUGUUUGAAUACAUUGUCAAUAAUGGUAAACUUCAAGAGCAUGAAGCCAGGAGAUUCUUUCAACAGAUUAUUUCUGGUGUGGACUAUUGUCAUAGACAUAUGAUAGUGCACAGGGAUCUGAAACCAGAGAAUUUGUUGUUGGAUCAUAAUAUGCAUGUGAAAAUUGCGGAUUUUGGCUUGAGCAACAUGAUGAUGGAUGGGGAAUUCUUGAGAACCAGUUGUGGAUCACCAAAUUAUGCAGCUCCAGAGGUUAUUUCUGGAAAAUUAUACGCUGGCCCAGAAGUAGAUAUUUGGUCAUGUGGUGUCAUUCUUUAUGCCUUAUUAUGUGGAACAUUGCCAUUUGACGAUGAUGCAGUGUCAACUUUAUUCAAGAAAAUCAAAUCCGGCAUUUUCCCGAUUCCUGAGUAUCUCAACAAGAGUGUGGUUAGUCUCCUCUGCCACAUGUUGCAAACAGAUCCAAUGAAACGCGCCACUAUCGACGACAUAAAGAAACACGAAUGGUUCCAAAAGGAUUGCCCAGCAUAUCUAUUUCCUUCUCCAGUCGAACAGGAUUCUUCUGUUAUUGACACUGAUGCUGUUUAUGAGGUUUGUGAUAAAUUCGGCGUAAAAGACAAUGAGGUACACACGGCUUUAUUGAGCGGUGAUGCGCAUGAUCAGCUUGCGAUUGCGUAUCAUUUGAUUAUUGAUAAUAAGCGCAUUGCGGAUGAGGCGGCGAAAGCUGAGUUGAAAGAGUUUUUCGUCGCUGGGAGUCCGCCGCCCGUGGUGAAUAUGAGUCCUAGCCCGGCUGAUUUUGGUACCAGUCCAUUGAAACCGCAUCCGGAACGUAUUGCACCACUGCGCGAUCGUGUUAUUGCCUCGAAUCAUGCCGCGUCUGGUGAACGUGGUACACCGGUGAAGCGCGCCAAGUGGCAUCUUGGUAUUCGCUCUCAAAGUCGGCCGAAUGAUAUUAUGAUGGAGGUUUAUCGCGCUAUGAAAGCGCUGGGUUACGAAUGGAAAGUCAUCAAUCCGUAUCAUGUUCGUGUUCGUGAACGCAGCAAGAUGCACGACAAAUUCGUCAAAAUGUCCCUGCAACUCUAUCAAGUGGACUACAAAAGCUAUUUGUUAGAUUUUAAGAGUUUGUCGAAUGAUGAAAGCUCGGAGAACACCGGUGCUGCCUUAAUGGGCACAUCGGUGCCUACACCGAUUAUUUCCGCUGGAAAUCUAACGCCUAACUCGGCCGUGGGUCACCACACUAUGGAAUUCUUCGAGAUGUGCGCUGCGCUGAUCAUUCAACUCGCGCGUUAAUUUUUUGUGUUUUAUAUUUGCUACUUAGUAGACGCGAUAACAAAAGGUACAAACACGCUUGAGUAUCAAUUAAUUCAAGGAUUCGGGGCGCUGUUUAUUCUAGAUUUGGAUUGGAUUGAAAAUGCAGCGCUGCUCAGCGCGCUGUGUGGAAAUAGAAAGGUCUAGCAGUCUAGAAUUAUAAAGGAAACUUAUAUUAUAAUAUGAUUAUCAAAACACACAAAUGGUGUCAUAAAACCGUGAUAACUUUAAA